AUGGCGUUAGUGUUAGGUCAUAUAUUGGCACAGUAUGUGAAGGAUAGGGGACUAGUGGAUAAACCGCAGCAGUAUCAGGAAUUCCUAGGGAAGGAUGUAACAGCGCUACUCGACGAAUUUGUGGGAUAUAUGGAAAAUGAGGAACUAGACAUCUAUGCAUCUAAUUGUUUAAACAAGGGUUAUACGAAAGAGAACCAUGGAGAAACAAAGUUCGUAGCUAACGUGGGCGAUAGAAUUAUGUGCACACUCAUGUCACGAGCAUUAUUUUUCAUGAAUGCGUGGAGUUCGAAGUCCGCCGGUUCGCAAACUACCGACCCUAAUAAUGCAGCGUUGAAGGAACAUAUAAGGUGCGCAAUAGUAAAUAUAUUCAUGUACAUAUUGAACGAAUCUACAUGCAGAAGUAAAAUGGGUGUAUAUUAUGCAUGGGAAACAAUGAAAGAGCUGGAGUCAGGUCAACCUGGAUUACUCACAAAGGGGACGUGCCGCCAGGGACUGUUUCAAAACAUAAAAAUACAGGACUUCGACAUGGGAGAGAAGAUUAAGGACUGGUUAAAGAACAAACCGAGUUUGACUAAAAAAUUUGCAGGGAAAGGAAUACAAAGCAUAUGUAAGAAGAGUAUACACGAACUUGUGGGGAAAACGCAGGAUGAAAAUGCCAUGGGUGGACCGAUAGAACUGAAGAACGAGGAGCAGGCAGCUAUACGUGAGUUAGGCCAAGGGCUGAAGACAAUAGUUGAGGAGGUAAAGAAAGCCGCAGUGCAAUGCGCGAAGGACCAUGACGCAUGCAUCGAGUCUAUCCAACACGUCUCCAGUAGCGAUCCGCAGGGUGCCGACAGUAAGGCCACAGUAUCGAACUCUGUCGACAGCGGCACACCAGCACCAUCCGGCAACGAGGGCGGCACAGAAUCGUCCCAACCGGCCACCGGCACACCAUCAAAGGCAUCGCCAGCGGAGGACUCGGUAGGGACACCACCAGGAUCCACAACAUCGGCACGAGGAUCGCAACCACAAGCACCGGCAUCCCCAGAAUUACCAUCAGUACCACAGGCACCGGCAUCUCCAGUACCAUCAUCGCCACCAGCAUCGAUCUCUCCCCAGGGAGCACCAUCACCAGCAUCUUCAGGUACAGGGAUUACAAGCAACGCGGCAACAACACCAGCACCAAAGCAGGCAUCCAAGGACAGUCCAGCCAGUGUGUCCGUCAGCUUCAUCCAGCAGACUCCUUCGUCCGACUGUUCAGGAACUGCCGGAACGGUCCCUGCGCCACCACGAGAAACAGAAGCAGCACCGGGGGCACCGUCCAAUGAAGGUGCUACAGGAAAAUCAUCAGAAACAACAAGAACAUCACCUGAGGCAGGGACACCAUCAACAGGAAGAGCAGGGGACGGUAACACGAGUGGCACGAACGAUGCCGCCUCCGGCGACGCCGUCGUUGAUGGCGGCAAUGAUGACCCCCCUCCACCGGGAGGCACAUGGAAUGACGGUAAUGAUUUCUGGAGCGUGUUGGAUACGGACCCUAAUCUUUGGGGCAUAGGAAAAAACAACCCAGAUAAGCCUGCAUCAGCAUCAGGAACAUCUGGAGCCUCAGGGGGAGCAUCCUCGGAGGACAGUGGACAGUUUCAAUUUAACUUUCCCUCACCUGCACUCAACAUAGAAGGUGCCACAGGAGGAUUCGUACCACCGGUUCCAGCAGAUGGAGAAGUCAGUUCAUCGGGUGAGACUCCACGUGACUAUGCUGUCCCCGACCUAACGAACACUGUCCUUACCGCCACUACUCCCUUACUCUUCUUCCUUUCCGCCGUCACCGUCGCCCUUCUUGGUUAUUCCCUCUGGAAGUACUUUGCCUACCUCGGCCACAAACGACGACGAACAUAUCGAACCGUUCGUGACGUGCCGUCACCGCCACUCGACGAAGACAUAUUGGACCAUCUACAACGCGGCGAACUGCCGCCACCCGAUUACGGGUACACCAUGGUUAGGGAACGACGCCGCGAUAAAUUUGCCGACCGACGACGACGCGCCCCACGCGUGCAUAAGCGCACGAUUAUCGAGCUACAUCUAGAAGUGCUCAACGAAUGUGAAGAAGCCGAGUGGGAAAACGUCAAAGACGAGUUUUACGGGAUACUCGUUGAAGAGUUUAUGGGGGGCAACAACGGACAUAGUAGUUCCCCGGAUAAUGCUAUCCCAAACGACGGUUUACCAGGAAACAAUGUUUCCUCCACCGUCGAUCCACCCACUGACAUCGCACGAACGGACCCUUGUCCACCUAACGAACAGGACCAAUGCAGUUGUAUGGAAACCAUACCGUUAGAAACGGACCCUUGUGCACCGAAUGACUGCGAUCCAUGGCGUUGUAUGGAAAACAUACGGUUAGCAACGCACCCUUGUGCACCGAAUGAAGAGCACCCCGAUCCAUGGAAGUGUAUGGAAACCAUACAGUUAGAAACGGGCCCUUGUGUACCUACCGACGAUAAUCCCGAUCCAUGGAGUUGUAUGGAAACUAUACAGUUAGCAACGGACACUUCUCCACCUAAGGACCCCGAUCCAUGGAGUUGUAUGGAAAACAUACAGUUACCAACGGACCCUUGUCCACCUAACGAACAUGACCCCGAUCCAUGGUGUUGUAUGGAAACCAUACAGUUAGAAACGGACCCUUGUCCACCUAACGAAGAUGAACCCGAUCCAUGGAGUUGCAUGGAAACCAUACAGUUAGCAACGGACCGUGCUGCGCCUAACGAACAGGACCGAUGGAAUUGUAUGGAAAACAUACAGUUACCAACGCACCCUUGUCGACCUCAUGACCCCGAUCCAUGGAAUUGUAUGGAAUCCAUACAGUUAGAACAAGAAGAGACUCCUUUUCUCCUUCCAUCCCCUUACCCGGGGAAUUAA
Plasmodium fragile is the source of this 2889-nucleotide messenger RNA. RefSeq lists its product as uncharacterized. Lineage: Eukaryota; Apicomplexa; Aconoidasida; Haemosporida; Plasmodiidae. The record is from RefSeq and is a predicted model, not a curated record. The transcript is spliced from 6 exons. Bases 1 to 2889 code for a protein of 962 amino acids.